UCAUAUCCGGAGUAAAAUGGCCGCAGUGCGUGUGAUAAGGACCUGGAGCCAGAAUGCUGGACGGCUGCUUUGUGUUCACUACUUUCAAACAUGUAGUCAUGUUCAUGUUUUGAAGCCAAAAUAUGUGUGUUUCUUUGGUUAUCCUUCGUUCAAGUAUAGUCAUCCACAUCAGUUGCUGAAAACAACUGCUGCUCUACAGGGACAGAUUGUUCAAUUCAAACUCUCAGACAUUGGAGAAGGGAUUAGAGAAGUAACUGUUAAAGAAUGGUAUGUAAAAGAAGGAGAUACAGUGUCUCAGUUUGAUAGCAUCUGUGAAGUUCAAAGUGAUAAAGCUUCUGUUACCAUCACUAGUCGUUAUGAUGGAGUCAUUAAAAAACUGUAUUAUAAUCUAGACGAUAUUGCCUAUGUGGGGAAGCCAUUAGUAGACAUAGAAACAGAAGCUUUAAAAGAUUCGGAAGAAGAUGUUGUUGAAACUCCUGCUGUGUCCCAUGACGAACACACGCACCAAGAGAUAAAGGGCCAAAAAACACUGGCAACUCCUGCAGUUCGCCGCCUUGCAAUGGAAAACAAUAUUAAGCUGAGUGAAGUUGUUGGCUCAGGAAAAGAUGGCAGAAUACUUAAAGAAGAUAUUCUCAACUUUUUGGAAAAGCAGACAGGAGCUAUAUUACCUCCUUCACCCAAAGCUGAAAUUAUGCCGCCUCCACCGAAACCGCAAGACAGGACUAUACCUAUACCAAUAUCAAAACCUCCAGUCUUCACAGGCCAAGACAGAACAGAACCCAUAAAAGGCUUUCACAAAGCAAUGGUCAAGACUAUGUCUGCAACCCUGAAGAUACCUCACUUUGGGUAUUGUGAUGAGGUUGACCUUACUGAGUUGGUUAAGCUGCGAGAAGAAUUAAAACCCAUUGCUUUUGCUCGUGGAGUUAAACUCUCCUUUAUGCCUUUCUUCUUAAAGGCUGCUUCCUUGGGAUUACUACAGUUUCCUAUCCUUAAUGCUUCUGUGGAUGAAAACUGCCAGAACAUAACAUAUAAGGCUUCUCAUAACAUUGGGAUAGCAAUGGAUACUGAACAGGGGUUGAUCGUCCCUAAUGUGAAAAAUGUUCAGAUCUGUUCUGUAUUUGAGAUCGCCGCUGAAUUGAACCGCCUCCAGAAAUUGGGCUCCGCGGGUCAGCUCGGUACCACUGAUCUCACAGGAGGAACGUUUACUCUUUCCAACAUUGGAUCAAUUGGUGGUACCUAUGCCAAACCAAUGAUAGUGCCACCCGAAGUAGCAAUUGGGGCUCUUGGAUCAAUUAAGGCCCUUCCCCGAUUUAACGAGAAAGGAGAAGUAUAUAAGGCACAGAUAAUGAAUGUGAGCUGGUCAGCUGAUCACAGAAUUAUUGAUGGUGCUACAAUGUCACGCUUCUCUAAUUUGUGGAAAUCCUACUUAGAAAACCCAGCUUUUAUGCUACUAGAUCUGAAAUGAUGAUUGAUAAGACAUCCUUGAGCUUUUUGAGCUUCCAAAGAAUAUGUAGAGCCUAGCUGUGCCAGCACGUGCUCUUCAUUACAGUUUGUAUUAUAAAUGAUUUGUAUUGUAUAAUUAAGGUUUUAAGGCAUAAUAUUUAUCACUAUUCUGUCAGAUUUUUUUUACUGAAAAUGAGUAAUGGUGGAAUAGGUCUCCUGGAGCUGUCGCAUUUUAUAGGUCAUAGUUUGACUUCUUAAUAUGGUGCUGAGGUCUUUGUGUCAAAGGAUUGAAACUGGCAAGAACAACCAAAUUAAUAUUACUAAAAGACAGAUGGCCAUAUACAGUAUUUGCCCUAUUUUUUUCUUUCUUCCUUUUUUUAUUUUAAAUUGACUCUUAAUGAAACUUUUCAAUUACACUUAGUUGGGAAAAGGAGUUUACAUACAAAAAUAUUUUCUAUUUCCCCACAAUAAUGCUAAUUGUUGUAUAAAAUAAGUGCAAUUACUUUACCUUUUAAGAUAUCCAGGAGUAUGUGGCUCUGUAGAGAUUAUCAUCUGUAAAUGUCUUAUUUAUAUAAAUUAAUAUCUUUUAAAAGGGAAAAUUGUAAGCAGAUCUUAGAAAUGCCCAAUUAUAGUUUUAUAACCAAUAAGGCUAUUAAAGGCAUUUGUUUAAAAUGGAUAUACUUUUAGAAUUUUGGUAAUGUUUUGGUGUCUUGUUGGGAAAAAAACUUCACCUUUGCAAACUUGCUUCAAGUAAGGAAGGUACUUUAAAUGUAGCAGCCACUGACUUAUAUUCUGUUUUACAUUCAAAAGUCCACUGCCUUUUAACUUUCUUGGUUGUAAGCUAAAAAAUAGGAGAGGAGAAGAAAUUAAGGUCUAUUCCAUUCUCCAUAUCCUGAGUAGGAAUGUGAAUAAGAGGAAAGAGAGGAGUCUAAUCAGUAAUUAUGGACAUUAAAAUAAAAUAAUAAAUUUUAUACAGAAAUGAAGGUAUCAUCAUGAUCAUUUUGUUAGAGGCCCACUUUAAUCAGAAAUAGCAUCGAGAUUAAUAUAAUCCAACAUUUUGAUUUGCAUAUAGAAAUCUAGGUUGUUUCUAAUAUUGUCUAAUUGAAAACUGUAUGUACAAGUGAAGUUUUAUGACAGAAAAAAAUGUGUUUUAAUAUCUGCUUGAUUGUUUUCAAAAUGGAAAUAGU
Ceratotherium simum simum (southern white rhinoceros) is the source of this 2630-nucleotide messenger RNA. RefSeq names its product dihydrolipoamide branched chain transacylase E2 (gene DBT). Gene Ontology annotation, cellular component: mitochondrion; cytoplasm. The record is from RefSeq and is a predicted model, not a curated record. Gene Ontology annotation, molecular function: lipoic acid binding; acetyltransferase activity. NCBI's taxonomy places the organism in Eukaryota, Metazoa, Chordata, Mammalia, Perissodactyla, Rhinocerotidae.